UUUUCAAUCUUUCUUUUUCUUUUCAUUAUUAAAUACCAGCAGAACGUCCCGUCCACAAUUUUUGUUUUUUUAAUUUUUCCUUUCCCUUUGGCAAGGAUUGUCAAUCCUUUGUCCCGCUCUAUAGCUCGUUUCUCUUUCUCCGCGCCAUCAGAUCAUCUAGAAAGGGUUUUUUUUUUUCAAAAUACAAUGGAUACCAACAACUGGAGGCCUAAUGCUUCUAACGGAGAGCCCACCAUGGACACGGCUGAUUGGAGAACCCAUUUACAGCCUGAUUCACGGCAAAGAAUUGUCAACAAGAUCUUGGGAAAACCAUAUCAAUCUGUGCCAUGGAAUUUGCUUUGCUUUUCCCUUAGCCAGUGUCAAUUAUUUCCAGUUCUGAAUGAGCCAAAAGUGGAAGGUAUCCCAUGAGUCUUUCACCCCUUCCUUUGGGUACAACUUAUCAAAAAGGGCCAUUUGGAUUUGCACAAGCUCAGGAGAUCAAUUGGAACCUGCUAGGUGAGGUACCAUCAAAGAGGGGAUGCAAAAGCACACCUGCAUCUUUCACCCAUGAGGGUGUUGAAAACUUUAUCAUGAAUAUUCCCAGUUUCCCAUGAAAAACAACCAUCUUUAAAGAGAGACAAAAAAAAAAAAGAGAGAGACAGAGAGAGAAGAAAAUAAGAAAUAAAUGAAGACAAUCUGUUGGGAUUUGAUCACCUGCAUCCUCUACUCCUAAAUAUACCAAAUGCAAACUGGAAGGAGACCAAAUCAAGUCAUCAUUGUUCA
Rubroshorea leprosula is the source of this 762-nucleotide messenger RNA. The record is from the annotation of a GenBank genome assembly. Lineage: Eukaryota; Viridiplantae; Streptophyta; Magnoliopsida; Malvales; Dipterocarpaceae.